Lathyrus sativus (Indian pea) is the source of this 1161-nucleotide messenger RNA. The record is from the annotation of a GenBank genome assembly. NCBI's taxonomy places the organism in Eukaryota, Viridiplantae, Streptophyta, Magnoliopsida, Fabales, Fabaceae.
AUGGACCUAUCUCUCAACACAACGCUCCGAUUUGGAUCACAAAACCAUAAUCCACUCAAUCACUAUCCUCAUAAUCCAAUUUCCAUUUCAAUCAAACUCAAGAAAUCAUCAACACUAAGAUUGACUGCAAAGAAAAAGUCAACGAUUGAAGGUAUCAGUGACGAGUUGAAUUCCGUAGCUUCUCUUAACCUUGAUUUCGCACCUUCUCGGAGACAUGUUCGAGAAGCCUUCACUCAUGUGCAACACAAACUAGACCAUUUCUUAUUCAAGACUGCACCUUCUGGAAUCAGAACUCAAGAAUGGUAUGAAACGAAUUCAAGGGGAUUGGAGAUUUUCUGCAGAAGUUGGAUGCCCGAACACGGAGUUCCAAUCAAGGGAGCUUUGUUUUUCUGUCAUGGAUAUGGCAGUACUUGCACUUUCUUCUUUGAAGGUAUUGCUAGACGAAUUGCUGCUUCUGGAUUUGGUGUUUAUGCAAUGGAUUUUGAGGGUUUCGGUUUAUCCGAAGGAUUGCAUGGUUAUGUACCGAGUUUCGAUGAUUUGGUUGAUGAUGUUAUAGAAUACUCUACAAAAAUUAAAGCAAAACCUGAGGUUAGAGAUUUGCCGCGAUUUAUAUUCGGGCAGUCGAUGGGUGGAGCAAUUGCUCUUAAAGCUCAUUUGAAGCAACCUAAUGAUUGGGACGGAGUCAUCCUUGUAGCACCAAUGUGUAAGAUUUCAGACGGCAUGAUACCGUCGACUACGGUUUUGAAUGUGUUAACUCUCUUGUCGAAAAUGAUGCCAAAGGCAAAACUAUUCCCUUACAAGGAUCUAACCGAGCUGAUUAUCCGAGAACCCGGCAAAAGAAAAUUUGCUGGUUACAAUGUUGUUUCUUACGAUGAUAAAACGCGAUUAAGAACAGGAAUGGAACUCUUGAGUGCAACUCAAGAUAUUGGAUCACAGUUAGAGAAGGUGUCUGCUCCAUUGUUGAUUCUUCAUGGAGCAGAAGAUAAGGUGACAGAUCCAUUGGUGAGCCAGUUUCUUUAUGAGAAAGCUUGUAGCAAAGAUAAGACUUUAAAGAUAUAUGAAGGAGGUUACCAUGGCAUUUUGGAAGGUGAACCUGAUGAAAGAAUUUCUUCUGUUCACAAUGAUAUUAUCUCAUGGCUUGAUUUUAGGUGUUCUAGAUGA